AUGAUUUAAAUUUCCCUACUAAAUAUAUUCAAACACUCUAAGGAAUGGGUUGACGGUUGUUUUAAAGCAAUUGAAGAAUACGCAUAAAUUCCAAAUCAAGGAUAAUGGAAAAUAUGUUGCCUUGGAUUUUUAAUGGAAACUGUUUUAACUGAAAUCUCAGAACCAGAUUUUGAUAUCGACGAUAAGUGUUAUGCUUUCAUAAUAUUUCUUUAACAUGCAGAAAACGAGAAAUUAGUAAGGGCUGUCAUGAAAAAAGUAGGAUAAAUCUAGUAACAAUUAGGACAUAGAAUGAAAUCUGCAAACCAACUCAAUUAGCUAAUUGAAGAAACUGUAUUAAAAUUAUACCAAGAAGAGGUUUAAAAGAAUUCAGAUGAAUUUCAUUAUCAAAAUGUUGCCAUCGAAUUAUAAGAGAAGGGCAGCUAAGCAAGGAAGGGAUCAAAACCAAAAAUGUCAUUAAUGGCAAUGAACAUCCUUUAAUCUUAGACCUUAUCUUCUAAAAUGUCCUCCAAGUAGUAGCUCAUGAAUGAUCAUGUAAAUAAUAGCAAUUCAGAUGACUCCAUAAAGGGAGGUGAUGUGAACAUCGAUGAAAUUUUAAUCUAACACAAACCAAGAAUUGAUUCAGAGUAAAGUGAAUAUCUAGCAGACAUAGAUGCACUAUAAAACUUGUUUUCUUAUAUUACUAAUCCUGUGGCAACAGAACCUGGAUUGAUCUUUGCUACAGAUACCUUAGCAAACGACAUUCAAUAGCCUUGUGAUGAUAAUCAAUACAAAUAACAUGUAAUCAAACCUGAUAAAUUGACUACUCUUAGAUCCUAUAAAGCUAUGUUAUUCCUAACAGAUUACCAUAAUCAUCAAAUGAUCAUGUAAAUCAACUAACAUACCAUGCAAAUUGCUUUUCGCAGUAUCUCUGGAUUUUUUCAAAAUUCAUAAUCAAGUGGAAAUCUAACCCAUAUUAUUGGUCUACUCUAAUUUUAUUUAAAGUAUGAAUUGAAAGAAACCGUCUAUAAUUUUCUCUACUUUUAAUUUCACCAACAAUUUUUAGAUUAUCUUUAUAAUUCCCACUAUUUAGAAUUCCUAUUGCGAUUUAUGGAUCCCAAUUAUUCAAAAAUUCCUUAGGAUUUAAGGAAUUAUAUUUGGUAAUUCCUAAAUCGUUAAGGAUAUGUUUCCCUUCUUGUAAGUAAAAUUACAAAUAAUGAAAAAGAGGGGGUGUAUCACAAAAGGAGAGAUAUUUCAAAAGAAGCAUAUUAAUUUUUAAAACAUAUCAAUGACUAUAAAUUACAAUUAAUUCAAGACGAUGAUUAGGCUGCCAUCACUUAUUCAAUUAGUAGCAACAUAGAUCAAUACCUGGGUCCAUUGAUUCCAGGAAAAACAUUGAUUUAAAAUAAGCAACUCCUAGAGAGAAAAAUGCUGCUAAGUUCAAACCUCAGAAGAAGCUCAGACUUAUCAAGUUUAGCUAGAUAAAUCAAUAAAGUUAUUAUUUAAGAAUAUAUUGAUUUAUCUGAAUUAAAUCAAUCAGGAAGAGAUAUAGACAGAUUAUAGGAUGUAGUUUAAUUUUAUAGGGAAAUUAGUACUCCAGCAGAGACUCCAACUCUAUAUAAUGUAUACAGACAAGCAUCAGAAGGGAUGAAAAAUAUGUAAUUUGGAUAGAGAUCAUAAAGAUCCCAAGUAACAGAACCUCCCUUAAAUAUUAUUUAAUUACAAAACUCCAUUAAACUACCAUCUUUAAAUAUUUAACCUCCAAACAUAAUAACUGAAUUAACUGCAACCAAAAAUACUUAACGUAAACAAAAGUCUAUGACAUUUUCCGAAAACAAUCCAACCUAAUCUGCUAGUAAGAGAUCUGAUCAACCUUAGUAUAUGAGUUUAGUCGGUACUAAUGAUUUUUCAACUGCAAGGUAAAUUAAUUUAACCUAAACACCAACUUCUUAGGCUAAACUAUUUGUUUAUUAUCCAAACUAAGAUAAUAGUGUUGUAGAUACAAUAAUGAAAGAAGAAUAUGCAAAAUAUGAAACUUAAAAUGAUGAAACAACAUCAUUAAGAAAUAGCAAUCUAUUAAAGAUUAUAGUUUAAUCUAUGCAAAAUUUUGAAUAUCAUUAUGCAUUCGAUGAACUCCUAGAUGAUUAGUAUAUCUUAUUAGAAAAACUAUUUAAUCAUUAUUCUCUUACACAAACUGCAUUGUUUUAAAGUUCAUAUGAAGAAAAUAGCUCAAAUAAUUGUUAGAUUAUCCUUAUUCACCUCAUUCAAAGGAUUAAUAAAAAACCCAUGAAUGAAAAAUUAACCAAACUUUAUUUAACAUAUCUACCAAGAAUUUGCAGAAAUUUAACGAAUAUGCAUAAAAUGCAGAAUGAAAAAAACAGUAGAGAAGAAUGUUUUUCUAAUUAAAAUCAUAUUGGAAGUAUAAGAAUUUUUAGCACAUAAAUAAUUGACUUAAUUUUAAGAAAUUUCAAACAGAGAAAUCAUAGAAUUUAUUUAAAACUCAAUGAUACCUCUACAUUUAAUCUAAAUGAAUAAUUUCAUCAAUUACCUAAUCCUUUUUAUUAAUAGAUAUUUUAUUCUAUUAUGAAAUAAUUAUGUUUAUUUUCUUAAGAAAAGCAAGUUUAAGCUUUAUUAUUUAAAGCCAAUCUAUUGGAAGGAAUCAGUUAAGCAUUUCAUAAAAAUGUAGUCAACAAAGUAAUAGUAAAGUAAGGGAAUGUAGAGGCAUACCUACUUCAUUUAGCUUUGCUAAGUUAAUUAAUUAUUUUAGUUUAUGAAUUGAGGGAUGAUUUAUAGAGCUAUAAAACUUCUUUAUUAAGAUUGCAAUGUUUUCAAAACUUAAAAGAAGUUGUUGAAAUGUUUAAAAAUAAUAAACUGAUUUAAUAUUAAUCCUUGGAUAUUUAAAAAUAGCUUCAGAAAAAAAAAUGA
Paramecium tetraurelia is the source of this 2901-nucleotide messenger RNA. RefSeq lists its product as uncharacterized. The record is from RefSeq and is a predicted model, not a curated record. The transcript has 6 exons. Lineage: Eukaryota; Ciliophora; Oligohymenophorea; Peniculida; Parameciidae.